CAAAAAAAACAUUGCAAAAGAUCCACGUUAUGUUAGUUUUUCAAUCUUUUUGACCAAUGAUUUUUUUUAUCUUUGCCUAAUAAUUUUACAAAUACGCUUUGAAUGUGAAGCGGCAGCCACUAAAAAAAUAUUGCCAGAAAUUACGGGUCACAAACUGAUAACAUUGAUAAAUAAUCACGGAUCCUUUGAGGCUUCCUAACGCUGGCAAAAGUGCAGCAGAUAGUUAAUGUGGGGAAGCGAUCUGUCCAAUGUUUUUGAUUAGAGCAAUAAGCCAAGCUUUGACCUUUGCAACUACGUAAAUUUGAUUAACAGGAUAGUACAGAAAACAAAAAUAUUCUGCGAAUAAAUACGUAGAUUAACGUAGAAAAGCCAACAGGUUCAACUGGUGUCCUCUGGAAGCUUUGACAAGAUUACAUGUCGGCGCACAAGUUGGGAGUGUCUUCGAGAGAAAAGUGGUAAAGGGAGUCUGUCAACAUGGCAUUUCAAUCGGUUGUGCGUUUCUAUAUGGAGAUACCGACAGUGACGCGCAUCUAUACAACAGCAUGUGUUCUGACAACGCUGGCGGUGCAUUUAGACCUAGUUUCACCGUUGCAGUUGUAUUUCAAUCCUACACUUAUUCUUUGGAAACUACAAGUAUGGCGGCUAGCAACCACAUUCCUAUUUUUCGGUUCAGUUGGCAUUAGUUUCUUCUUCAAUAUGGUUUUUACUUACCG
This is a messenger RNA of Rhagoletis pomonella (apple maggot), 713 nucleotides long. Its product is annotated as derlin-3-like. The record is from RefSeq and is a predicted model, not a curated record. Lineage: Eukaryota; Metazoa; Arthropoda; Insecta; Diptera; Tephritidae. Gene Ontology annotation, biological process: endoplasmic reticulum unfolded protein response. Gene Ontology annotation, cellular component: Hrd1p ubiquitin ligase ERAD-L complex; endoplasmic reticulum membrane. Gene Ontology annotation, molecular function: misfolded protein binding; ubiquitin-specific protease binding.